CUAUCCUAUGGCUUUCUCCGCCCGCUUUUUUUCUUGGUAACACGAUCUUUCUUGAAUGCCUUUGAACCUGUGAGCCUUCAAGUCGCGGAAAGUAACCAUAUCGCUAACAGGGGCCCUUGUUACGUUUUGUUAAAUCAGAUCCACCCCUGGGGAAACAAACAACCAUGUCACGAUUAAUUGCCCUCUGUUUGUACCACCGAGACCACUUUUCUGAAGGUCAUAUGCGGGAAUUUUUUGAAUACGAGGCGUACCACUGGAGCAUCAUGAUCAUGCCCGAGGCCAGUGACGGGCGAGACUGCCAUGUCUACGAUGCUACCGACGCGACCUACAUCGACCCUGAGACGUUUCGAAUGAAAAAUCCUACAAUGGACUGGUGGUUCAGGGCCAAGGAAAACAUCGACCCCGCUCUCAGUUCGAAGCUCCUGGGGAGUAUCGUCAUUGGAGAGGUACCGGACGAGGAGGUGACCACGGAUGAUCUCCGGGAGUUUUUUUACCAGAUACCUCUACCGGUUAGAAAUCAGGAUCCCCAGCAGAGCUGCGUAACGUGGGCUGUCAACGCCAUCCGGGCCCUCCAGGAGCAAGGCUGGGUGUGGCGGUUCGACAUUGAUCAGUUUAAGGACUGGGCACUCGCUUAUGCCGAUGAUAGGAUGAGAGGGGAGGAGGCGGAGCAGCCGAAAGUGAUUCAGUACAGUAUAGAGGGGAGUUUGGAAGAGGAGUACAGCAGCAUCAUCAUGUAGAAGAACAAAUUGAGGAAGACGACGAAAAAGACCGA
Molecule: messenger RNA, 772 nt
Organism: Chaetomium fimeti
Lineage: Eukaryota; Fungi; Ascomycota; Sordariomycetes; Sordariales; Chaetomiaceae
Exons: 1
Coding region: 165-737 (190 amino acids)
Source: RefSeq, a predicted model, not a curated record